AUGAACGCGUCAAAGGUGACAGCCAAAAACGCGCCUUGCUCAUCUUUCGAGGAGUGCUGUUUGCUCUGUGGUCAUGACUCGGACCGCUGUGCUCGCGGCCCCUGCAGCAUGAACGUGAUCACUCGCAUCUUCUUCAGCGUUAGCGUACCCACUAACGACGUUGUUUUCUGGGAUGUUGUCUUCUCCUUCUACGGCAUGGUGCCGUACUUUGUGCCAACGGCCAUUACGCUUGAUUUCAUCUUCCUCCGCCGCAGCUGGGUGAGAGUCUUCGCAUUCCUCUUUAUUCCCAUCUUCGGCGGUAUCAACUCAAUUAUCGUUUUAAGUCUGGGCGAGUGCAGCGAGUGCGAUCGCCCAUGCGGUAGCUGUGUCUCCAGCAACGGCAUGCCUUCAGGCCACGCCACCACCGCCAUCGGCUUGGGUCUGUGGCUGAUCCUUGAGACGCUCUUAGGCGUCGGCAAGCAAUGGAGGGUGAUUACAAAGGUGGCUGUAUGUGUCGGUCUCGUCGUGCUCUUUGUACCAGUUCCGUAUAGUCGCAUAUACCUAGGCGACCACACGGAGCUGCAAGUUGUCAUCGGAAGUGCUGACGGAGUCGUGUUCGGUCUCGUUUACUUCUUUGUGCUCCGUUACGUGGUGGGAAGACGACUUCCGGGCGUCACGGAGCGGAUGAAGCAAGGCUGCUUCCAGUUCUUAAAGAUAUCCAACGAUUUUUACACUGUAAAUCAAGACAGCUCAAUGCUGGCACCGGAACAGCCCCGCUAUGAAUCGACGUAG
Peronospora farinosa is the source of this 771-nucleotide messenger RNA. Lineage: Eukaryota; Oomycota; Peronosporomycetes; Peronosporales; Peronosporaceae. The record is from the annotation of a GenBank genome assembly.